Perca flavescens (yellow perch) is the source of this 2582-nucleotide messenger RNA. RefSeq lists its product as uncharacterized. The transcript is spliced from 11 exons. The coding region runs from base 804 to 2096 and encodes 430 amino acids. The record is from RefSeq and is a predicted model, not a curated record. NCBI's taxonomy places the organism in Eukaryota, Metazoa, Chordata, Actinopteri, Perciformes, Percidae.
UAAUUUGGAGAAAGAACAACAAGGGCGAAAAGUAAGCCCAAGGAUUUAUUUUCUUGGACCAACCAUGAGGUGGAACUGCUACUGAAAGGCAUGCAAGCUAACCGAUAAGACUGACUGACGUAGGUGUCUGCAUUCGCUUCCAAAGUUCUCAGUUUCUGCCUGUACAGACUACAACGCAACCCUGCAAGAUUCAAACUUAAACGGAUUGAUCGACGUUUCCAAAUGUCUUUGUGUAAGGGUCGCGGAAAUGCCCGAGUAGUGUGGAUACAAGGCCUAAACAUAGCAAUAAAUAUGCGUUUUUAAGGAAAACACUAUUAAAGUGGAUAUAGUCCAAGAAAGACAACAGUUUUACAGCAGCAUUGAGCAUGUUCCUGCUAUCAAAGAGAGCUUUACAGUGACGAUAUGAUCACUUACCUCAGGAUCCAGGAACAUAGGAAGGAAGCAGGAACGUAAGAAGGAUCCAGGAACGUCAAACAACAACAAUUUGACGGCAAAGAGGUUGAGGCUCACGAAAGGAACGUAGGAAGGAAGCAGGAACGUAUGACGGAUCCAGGAACGUCAAACAAUGAGGCGAAGAGGUUGAGGCUCACGAAAGGAUCCAGGAACAUAGGAAGGAAGCAGGAACGUAAGAAGGAUCCAGGAACGUCAAACAACAACAAUUUGACGGCAAAGAGGUUGAGGCUCACGAAAGUGACAGACGUCGCAUCAUAGACACAGAUAAAGUGCACGGAAUUUUUGUCGAUAUACGGUGUUUUUUCAACUGUUCUGUCGUCUUACAAGUUGUCAACUUAUCAAACGAGAUAAUGAAGAAGACAACCAACUACUUUCCCGGAAAGACUAUGGUGUCUUUCAGGAAGGGUCCAUCAGGUCAUCUGCGGCAGGAUCCCUCUGACGAGGCCAUGCGGAUCAAAAAGAACCCUUCUCUUGAGGACAAGUCUCCCCCUCAGAGACAUGACCUUGUGAAGACCAAUGCUCUCACUGUGGUCUUUGAGCGGGGAGGGGAUGUGUCUGACCGACUGGAGGUGAUGGGGGAGUAUGUGCUGCAGUUUGGCAAGUACAAGGGUAAAUUGUUUAGGUGGCUCCUGGAAAAUGAUGUUGGCUACACCAUCUACCUGAUGAAAAAGGUAGAGGAGGAGGAGAGAGAUGGGACCUUCAACCCUCAGGGACACAACAAGGACAGCCUGCUGUCAUUUCUGGACUAUGCCAGGAGCUUCCAGGAAAUUAGGGACCUCAGGGAGUAUCUAGCUUCCAGGCUGCCUGCGCCACCAGUGGCAUCAGAGGGUGACAAUACUGUCGGCUUUGGAGCCAGGGCAAAGGACACCUGGAGGCAGAUCUGGGAGAGCAGGGCAGACGGAUAUGCUGCCUUCAUCGUAGGAGUAAAGUGCAUCAAAAACAGCAAGAUGUACAACCUGCAGCAGUACAUCCUCAAGCAGCAGAGGGCUGAGUCUGGGGAGUCCUGUCCACCACCUGCAGGAGUCUCCACUACAUCAGCUGCCCCUACACCGCCUACAUCUAGCAUUCUAGCGAUGGAGGAAGACGAGGAGUUGGAGAGGGGGAUGCUGAAUCUGUCUCCCUGUAAAUUUGCCACUGAACUAAGACCAGCAGCAUUCUCCAGAGCCCCGGCUGUGUCUCCACCAACAGCACACAGGACGGAGCCAACAGCGACGGUUUCCAGACCUGCUGAGCCUGAUGACUCCUCUGGGAUUGUUGCUUCUGUGAAAGCCAGGCUGAAGGCCCCGCUGCCAGCCCCUUCUACCUCCUCAGCUCAGAUGAUAUGUGGACUUCAGCAUGUGGAGCCAGGCUGUCGUCAUGUUGUGUUAAAUUGUGACAAGCACAGGGUACAGCCCAACAUCCCAGCUGCUGUAGCUAUGGAGACCAAGGAUCACUGCCCUGCUGCUUUGGUGGCCACAGACUCUCAGGAGACCAGUGAAGAUCCAGUUGGAGUGGUGCUGAUCACACAGCUGGAGGGGUCUUUCAGCAGGGCUCCGGUCCCAGCGGUCCCAGCACACAGCUGCUACCAGAGGCAGUCUUUCAUGGAUACAGGUCAUUCAAAUGACCUACCUACCAUCCUCCUACAGACCAGGAGGAGUCUCUGAGCCGGUCUACAGUGGAGCGGAUUGGGUCAGACAUCCUGGUUAAACAACAACAACAACAAGAACAUCAUCAUCAUCAUCAUCAAGCAGCAGCAGCAGCAGAAAAAGAUGACCAGGAACUGUUUAGCCUACAGUCAGCUGAAGUUGUAGAUGGAGUCAGAGGAGAGGGCGAACAGGAAGUCAGCAGUGCAGCUUCCAACAGGUCGCCUGUGGAGGUUCAGGUCAUCAACCCCUAAAGCCCUCAGAUACUGUACAUGACAGCUUCCCCGGGGUACCAGGGAUAUACAUCUACUGCCCCUCCAGAGUGUUCUCCCCCUACAAGGCACAGGGCAUGGGGAAGGAGAUGACCUGGGGGGAGUUCAAACUGUCGGACUUCUAUGAGGCUGAGAGACACAAAGAUUCAAAGAGAAGACAGACAAAUGGACUGCUAACCCACCAGACGACAAAUAUAUCCUCUCACACGCACACACACGCACACACUCACGCACA